AUGUUAGUUAGUCGAAGAUAUUUAGGAGUUGCUGAACUAGAUGGUUGUAUAUAUGCUGUUGGUGGAGAAGAUGAUAAUGGUGCUGAAUUAAAUAGUGUGGAAGUUUUUGAUAUCAGUAUUCAAAAAUGGCGAAUGGUUUCCAACAUGACAACUAAAAGAUAUGAUUUGGGUAUGGGAGUACUCAGUAAUCGUAUAUAUGCGAUAGGAGGUUCGAAUAGUUUCUGUUCUUUGAAAUCUGUCGAAUGUUAUGAUCCCUCAAAUGAUAUAUGGACAACAGUUACAGAUAUGUCUGUAGAACGUUCUUUUGUUGGUGUAGGAGUGUUGGAUGGUGUAAUCUACGCUAUUGGUGGUAAAAAUGGAACAGGAACUUCUCUCAAAAGUGUAGAGGCUUAUAAACCAAGUGAUGGUGUGUGGACUUCCAUUGCUGACAUGCACAAGUGUAGAGACUCCGCUGGUGUAGUUGCGUUUGAUGGUUUACUGUAUGUUAUGGGUGGAGAAAAUGAUGGUUCGGUUUGUUUCAGCAAACUGUUAUUUAGUGUAAUUUCUGCUUAUGCAUAA
Messenger RNA from Macrosiphum euphorbiae (potato aphid), 558 nucleotides. NCBI's taxonomy places the organism in Eukaryota, Metazoa, Arthropoda, Insecta, Hemiptera, Aphididae. The record is from the annotation of a GenBank genome assembly.